This is a messenger RNA of Penicillium soppii, 255 nucleotides long. RefSeq lists its product as uncharacterized. The transcript has a single exon. Gene Ontology annotation, molecular function: glutamate-5-semialdehyde dehydrogenase (NADP+) activity. The record is from RefSeq and is a predicted model, not a curated record. The coding region runs from base 1 to 255 and encodes 84 amino acids. NCBI's taxonomy places the organism in Eukaryota, Fungi, Ascomycota, Eurotiomycetes, Eurotiales, Aspergillaceae.
AUGUUCACAGGUGGCAUCGACAGUGCAGGCGUCUUUUGGAAUGCUUCUACACGGUUCGCCGAUGGGAUGCGCUUCGGAUUUGGCACAGAAGUUGGUAUCAGCACCAACAAGAUCCAUUCGCGCGGACCAGUUGGACUUGAGGGGCUUACCAUCUACAAAUACCUGAUCCGGGGGAACGGCCAUCGAGCAGCCGACUACCAUGACGGCGAAGGAGGACGGAAAUAUCUACACCAGAACUUGCCCUUGGGUUUGUAG